This is a messenger RNA of Fopius arisanus, 2583 nucleotides long. RefSeq lists its product as uncharacterized. NCBI's taxonomy places the organism in Eukaryota, Metazoa, Arthropoda, Insecta, Hymenoptera, Braconidae. The coding region runs from base 861 to 1994 and encodes 377 amino acids. The transcript is spliced from 5 exons. The record is from RefSeq and is a predicted model, not a curated record.
CAUACCCGUCCACAUACCCGUCCACAAGUACCAGUACCAAACGAAAAUUGCCAUUUGAUUUUUUUCGACUCUGGAUCAUCCCCGCCCGACCUACCCCUUUUUCCAAAAGUCUUCUAAAGUCGAAUUUGAAUUUUUUUCACCGAAAAGAAAAUUUUGAGAAAUUCCCCAGUCGUAAUCGCACGCGAAAAAUAUCAAGUCACCCCAUCACGAGCCCUCGUCCCUUCGUUCAAUCACCCCUUGUAAAUCCACCCCCUAACCCAAUCCCUCGUUAUUCUUUCGUUUCCACCCCAACCCUCUCCAUCCCCUUGAGUAGCUCUCUCUGUUCAUUCUCCGCGAUGUAAUACCAACGAAGAGAAAUAACAUCGUCUCUCUCCGAUAUCGAACUAACGAUCCACAAACCAUUUUCCCUCCUUAUCAUUUGGCAAGGUACAUGUAUAAAUAGUUUUUACAUACACAUACCCAAGCCUAUUUACCAUCCCUUUCUAAGACCACCUGUCCAGGCGUGAGUAGACGACCUGAGCGUUCAUGGCGCCGGGCUCAAGUUUCACGAUCGAUUUCGCGUGUACAUGUUCGAACGUAGGGAAAAACAAGAAUAGUAGUUACAACCAGCGUCAGAAGGUGAGGUGAAAGCUCAGACGUCUGCCCCAAAAGUUAUUGUCAAUAGAAAAAGGAGAAAGAAAAAAUUGUACGACCGAGUGCUCUUAUCUGGGUCAUCGGUAAUUUGUUGAUAGAGCUUUCUUGUUAAUGUUCAUCUCUCUUCGUGUUCAUGGUCGAGGGUCAGAUUGGAGACCAACGGGCAAAAAAUCACUCAACAAUUUUGAUAUUUCGACACCUGAAUAAUUGGUAGAUCAGGCCAAACCAUGAGACACACUCUGAUUGGAUUUCUGCUGAUAGCUAUGGUAUGUGGUUCUAAAGCCGAAGCGACUUACGUCUGCCUCGAGGACAAUCCUGAUCUCGCGCCCUGCAAUUUUGAAAGGAUGCAGAGGGCUUCUGUCGAGGGUAACUUUGAAGAGAAAACAAAGAUCAGUAAUGGGGCUGUGAUGGAAAGUUUGUAUCAGGCUCCUGAUGGCACAGUUGUCGUUUAUAAACUCGAAGGCUGUCUUCCUGGGAGGUUGCCGUUUACAUUGCCAAUUUGUAAGACUGAAGACACUGUUGGUCGUGUUGUGGAGGUCAGAAGACUUUUUCCUUUCGUGAUCUCUGGUGAUCCGCCCACGGCACCACUCAUUUUUCCGGAAGUCGAAGCCGCUCAGCUGUACAAAUCAACAGGGGAUCUUCAGAAGACGUAUGAUCCGGUCAUUAGCAGACAAGACUUGAAAUCACCAAUGAGAUUAUCCCAGAGAAAGAAGAAAUUGAAUUUCGAAAAUUCGAAGAAGAAUCGCAAACAUGAGAAAACAUUGAACGCAGAAAUGAUGGAAAACAUUAGAUUUUCAUCAAUUCUACCCUCUCUAUUCAAAUCGAAGCAUUACAGAAGACGAAAUGACAUCGACACCAUUGAGGGAUUGCAGAAAUCCGAGAGGAUGGGCCGUCAAUAUCUCGAGGCUUCUCUACCAGAGUAUGAGCCCCCAUAUGCCCGAGCGACUCCAUACACCCUGCAAAAAGUUGAAAGGCUUCUUCAUCUACCAAAGGACUCACUACGCACUGAGGAAUAUCCAAGACAGAGCAGUGAAAUUCCUUUCUCUCGUGAAAUUUCAUUCGAGUCUGAAAAGCACAAAAAUCAUCUUCACGAUCCAAACUCGAGACGUUUUCACUCAUUGCAAGUACCAAAAUACUUUCCCUACGAUAGAUCAAUUCCCUAUAAUCCUCUUCAAGUCGAGCAAUUGCUUAUGUGGGUCAAGAAUCGCGAUGAGUUGCCAGAAUCGAAGGUGUGGAAAAGGGAAGUAAUAAACGAGGGUGAUGAAUUUCCUUACAACAAAGCAAUACCUUAUAAUCACUGGAAAGUAUCGGAAUUCAGAAGACGACUUGAAUCACGAUCCGCGGGUCGUGUUAAGGAGUAAAAAAAUAUGAAGAUCAUUUUGAACUGAAGUUAAACUGUAGUUUGAAGGAAGAAUAUAUUAAUCAAGUCUAUUUUGUGGACUUAAAUUCGAGAGAUAAGAGAGAAAUAAUGUGGGAAUUAUCAUUUUGAAUACUCGAAAAAUUGCUCUCGAUGUUUGGCGCGUUGCCGAAAAAUAUUGUGAUACGUAACGUAAGACACUAACAUGUUUAUUAUUAUUUUUUUUAUCAUAGUUAAUUAUUUGUGAUUACACUUCUCUCAAGGGGAACAUGAGAGACAUGAAAGUCGAUGCUGUGACGAAGCAAUUAUGCGAUGUGUAGUGUAAGCUAUGUUUCAUAUGGAGACAAGUACUUCGCUUUUUCAAGUGUGAGGAUAAAGAGAAUUCUUGGUAGCAUAUCAAUGAAUAUUAGAAGACAAAAGCUCUCGUGUAAUCACUGCAAAUGGUUUAUUUCCAUCUAAUCAUGUUAGAAAACCGGAAAGAAAAUUCCCUCUGCGCACUCUCAUUACAUUUAUACAUACUUUUCUUCACUACUUACUAGAAAGUAAUUGUAAACUACGCAAAGGCGAUAAAAUAUAUUACAAGUUUGAAUCUU